GCGUUCUAUUUUUAAACAAUUUAAUUUUUAAUAAUACAAUUAUUUAGUUACUUCUUUUAUCAUAUUAGGUACUUGGUAUUUGUAUUACUGCUCGUAUUUGACCUCAUUAUUCGUGCGUUAUUUAUUUUUCUUUCAUUGCAAGUUGGUAUUUUAGGACAUGUUUUGGCUCGGGCGGAGUUCAUUCGUUCUUUAUUGUAAUUUCUAACGCGUCUUACGUUAUUAUCGUUAAAUACACAUUAUUAUUAUCAAUAUUACUUCACGAUACUGUUAUUUAAUCUGCAUUUCUAAAUCGAAAUGUUUAAAAAUAGAAUCCUCAGUGUUGUUUGAAAUAUAACGUUUCUUAGUGAAUAAUAGUUUUUAACUUGCAUAUAUUAUUCGAAGGAUAACUAAACUGUAGUUUUUGGAAAACGAAGGCUAUUUGAAUGUGAACAAAAUUGAAAUUCGCAGUGCGCUUUGUGUGGAAAUUUAAUAAGAUUUUAUAUUAUUAUAAUAAUUGGACGGUAAAUGAUUUUCACAUAAAAACUUGGUGUUUUUAAGGUCGCCAACAAAUGGGUAAAGAGGUGCAAAAGAGGUGGCGGUCAAUACGCGACUCGUACACGAAAGCGUACAGGCAAGGCAAGUGUCCGCCGCCGGAACACUGUGCGCCGGGCAGCCGCCGCUAUCAGUACCACAGGCAGAUGUCCUUCCUGCUGCGCGCGCUAAAGAACAAAAAACCACGCUACUCCCAAGACAAAUAUGAGUCAUUUUCGGAGAUCUCAAAUUCGCCUCAACACCCGGCACCAGAAGAAAUGCCGCGAAUCAAGCACGAGGCCAUAGACAAACCGCUCGAUUUAAAAACAAAACCGGACCCGCCGGAACGGCCAGAGACAACAGACAAGUGCAACCAGACCAUAGACACGGAGAAGAAGCUGGAAAUCAAGAUCGACGCUAACAGCAUCCUGCCAGAUGAUAAUUUUAAUGACGACAAAAUGUUCAUGAAUUCUCUAUUGCCACUAUUUAAAAAAAUGGAUGAUGACACCCGGUUGUUGUGUCGUAUUGAAGUGUUGAAGAUAAUAAGAUACGCGUUGCAGGGGAACAAAUGUUUUGAAGCGUUGAAAAUGGCGGAAGACAGCUUUUUCAAGAAUCGUAUUAGUGGGAUACUGUCGAAGGAGGAAGUGAUAAAUAAAACAGAGUCGACGUUGUCUAUGACAACGCGCUCGGCGGAUGGCAGCCGACCGGUUAGAAAACGGCGGCUACGUUCACCAUCACCUCUUCCAAUGCCGCCGAAACGUAGAGGCCCCGGACGUCCAAGAAAAAUCCGUCCACCGCCUUCCGACUCUGAGGAAGAUCGUCCCAAGAAACAGAAGAGCUUCCCAAAGCUAAAAGUUUCACCAAUUGAAGUCAAUCUCACGCCCGAGGAAGAUUCCUUGAGCAAAGCUACAAGUGUUGCUCAAUUGUCUACUCCGUUGUUUAUGAAGAUGUAUAAUUUGGAGCGCUCCAAGCCAGCAACUAACAUGCAAGUGUCAGUCAAAACUGAGCCAAUCGACUAUCCCGAGGCAAACUAUCUAAUUUAAAUUAUUUAUCUGUGCACACAUUUAGAAAAUAAACAUUGUCUAUGUCAACUUCUAUGUAUUUAUGGUUAAUUCUAUAUUAUUUAUGAUUGGUUAGAAAUAAUUGUCUAUGUCAUGUCAUAUUAUAUUUUAUAUGUUUUUUCCUUCUUGUAGAAGAAUUAUUUUUUGUUGCUGUUUUAAUUUUAUAGUUACACAUUUUAAAUGUCGUGUUGAAUUCAAAAUUAUAUGUUGAUGUGUAGAAAAAAUAUGUGUUGUAGUAAAAUCAUGAUAAGUGUUUCGCGCAAAAAUUAGAAUUUAAAAUGGCGGCCGUUAACGGUGUAUAAAAAAGCGGGAAAAUUGCAAGAAUAUUAAGAAUGUAGCCGCAUUUUUUAAUUCUAAUUUCUUUUAGUAGUGACAAUUCUAUGCAUAUUUAUAAUUAAUACGGGUCUAUCAAAUGUAUAAGGAACGAAUUUAUCAAAUAUUCAAUAAAAUAUCUAUUAUAAAUAAAUUAUGUCUUGUGUAUGUAGCCACUUUUUAUUGUCUUGACAAUUAAUUUACGUGUUUAUGAGUGCUCCUCUUUAGUUUAUUAGUUACAGGAUGAUUGUGAUAUUUUUUUAGGUUAUUCUAGGUAUUAUUUAUAAUUUUAAAUGCUUGUAAAAUCUAUGUGUAAACGAAUAUUUGGUGUUGUGUGAUUCAUUAACUAUUAAAUAGUAAAACUGUUGUCUAAACAAAAAGCAUUUCUAGUUUAACUAAGUUUAAGUUAGUUAGGAAUUAAUAAAUAAAAAUAUAAUGUAGAAAAAAGUACAGCGAGGGAAAUGGAAGUAUUUUUGGCGGUUUUACAGUAUUUGAUAUAUUUCGUAGAAAAUAUUUAAAUAGAGACCAAUACGGCGGACCUAAACGGUAAAAAUUAUAAUAUAAAAGAUUUUUACAUGAAAAUUCGAGUUUUUGAAAAUGGGAAAUGUGAUCUCUUGGUGUGAAGCUGUACUUUAUAUCUGAAAUAUUGAUGUUUUUACGAUACAGUACAUUCCAAAAUGUAAGAAAUUUUAUCUGUCUUACAAGUAUGUUAUAUGUAAAUGAAUGUGAUUUUAUUAAAUAAACGAAUAAAAUGAAA
Colias croceus (clouded yellow) is the source of this 2640-nucleotide messenger RNA. RefSeq lists its product as uncharacterized. The transcript has 6 exons. Bases 549 to 1553 code for a protein of 334 amino acids. Gene Ontology annotation, molecular function: DNA binding. Gene Ontology annotation, cellular component: nucleus; transcription regulator complex. Gene Ontology annotation, biological process: regulation of transcription by RNA polymerase II. Lineage: Eukaryota; Metazoa; Arthropoda; Insecta; Lepidoptera; Pieridae. The record is from RefSeq and is a predicted model, not a curated record.